AAAAGAAUAGAAUAAAUUAAUAAUUAUUUUUUGAUAGUAGUAAUAAUUAAUAUUUUUUCUCCAACUAAUCACUCACUCUGUCACUCACACUCUACAAUUCCUUUUACUCCCUCCCUUUCUUCCUCAUUUACUCUCCCCCCAAACAAACAAACAAAGCUUCGAAUCUCUCUCCCCUCUUUCUCUCUCCUCCUUUAAUGGCGAUCAAACUCACCCGCCUUCCCUUGCUCUCUCUCCCCUUUCUUCUUCUUCUUUCAACAUCAUCUUCUCCCUUUUCUGUAAAUGUGAUGUAACUAUCACUCAAAAUUUUAUUCUUCCCCUGAUUUUGUGAAGCUCAAUUUGUCUUCUUUAAUGGCGGUGACAUCUCUUUAUCUUGUCUUCUUGCUUGCUGUUUCAUUGGUUUUGGUCCAAGCUAACACUGAUGCCAAUGACGCACAAGCACUUCAAGUUUUGUAUGGUGCAUUGAAUAAUCCUUCUCAGCUGACGGGCUGGAAAAUGAGUGGCGGUGACCCGUGUGGAGAGUCUUGGAAGGGGGUUAAGUGUGAUGGUUCGGCAGUCGUUUCCUUGGACAUUUCCGGGUUAGGAGUUAGCGGUACAAUGGGAUAUUUGCUUGCAAACCUCGCCUCGUUGAAGACAUUGGAUCUGAGUAAUAACAAUAUUCACGAUGACAUCCCAUUUUCACUACCACCAAAUCUAACGUCCCUAAAUCUAGCACACAAUAAUCUGAGUGGAAGCCUUCCAUACUCCAUUGUGAACAUGCUUUCACUUUCUUAUUUGAAUGUUAGUAGUAAUUCGGUCUCACAGCCAAUCGCAGAUGUAUUUUCUAAUCAUACAGCCCUCGCGACCAUAGAUCUCUCAAACAACAAUUUCUCUGGAGAUAUUCCGGCUUCUUUUAGCGCUUUGUCCAAUCUUUCAACACUCGAGGUUCAAAACAAUCAGUUAACUGGUUCUCUUGAUAUUCUUGUUCCUUUGCCUUUAGAUAAUCUAAAUGUUGCAAACAACCACUUCACAGGCUGGGUACCACAGGAGCUCAAGUCAUUACCCAAUUUCAUUUACGAUGGUAAUUCAUUUGAUAAUGGUCCGGCUCCUCCACCACCUCCUGGAACACCACCACCUGCUAAACGAAGGCACAAAAGUUCAGGAGGUACAUCUCAAUCGCCCGAGAGUCCUAAUAGCCAGGCUUCCCAUGGAAAGAAAAAAUCUUCGCAUAUUGGAACUAUUAUUGGGGUAGCAUUUGGUGUUGUCUUCUUGCUUUUGUUCGGCAUCUUGCUUGCUCUUCUCUUCUGCAAGAGAAAACGGAGAACAAAGAAUGAUGGUGGUCGUAUGUCUGUUCGAGGUGUCUCUAAUGGCAGCGAAAAAGUUAAUUCAGAGAUGCAAGAACAAAGAGUAACAAGCACGGCUGCAGUAGCUGAUCUAAAGCCCCCACCAGCUGAAAGUUUGCUGGUUGAGAAAAUGCAUGGGAAAAAUGGGUCCGUGAGACGAGUGAAGUCCCCUAUUACUGCUACUUCGUACACAGUUGCUGCUCUUCAAACUGCAACUAACAGCUUUAGUCAAGAAAAUAUCGUAGGUGAAGGUUCACUCGGCCGAGUUUACAGAGCAGAGUUUUCUAAUAGCAAGGUGUUGGCUAUCAAGAAGAUUGAUAAUUCAGCAUUAUCCUUGCAAGAGGAAGACAAUUUUCUUGAAGCUGUGUCAAAUAUGUCGCGCCUUAGACACCCAAACAUUGUGUCACUUGUAGGAUAUUGCACAGAACAUGGGCAGCGUCUUUUGGUGUAUGAAUAUAUUGGAAGCGGGAGUCUGCAUGAUAUGCUACACUUCUCUGACGAUGGAAGCAAAAGAUUAACGUGGAAUGCACGUGUUCGUGUUUCACUUGGAACCGCCAGAGCUCUAGAGUACUUGCAUGAAGUCUGUUUGCCAUCUGUUGUACAUAGAAAUUUUAAGUCAGCGAAUAUUUUACUUGACGAAGAGUUCAACCCUCACUUGUCAGAUUGCGGAUUGGCUGCUUUAAAUCCAAACACAGAGAGACAGGUAUCGACUCAGAUGGUAGGUUCAUUUGGUUACAGCGCUCCAGAGUUUGCUUUAUCGGGAAUAUACACCACAAAAAGUGAUGUAUAUAGUUUCGGGGUGGUGAUGUUGGAACUUUUGACCGGGCGCAAGCCCUUGGAUAGUUCAAGACCUCGGUCCGAACAGUCGCUUGUAAGAUGGGCAACACCUCAACUACAUGAUAUAGAUUCUCUAGCCAAAAUGGUUGAUCCCGCUCUUAAUGGCAUGUAUCCCGCAAAGUCCUUGUCUCGGUUUGCUGACAUCAUUGCUCUCUGUGUUCAGCCCGAGCCAGAGUUUCGACCACCAAUGUCAGAAGUAGUGCAAGCAUUGGUCCGAUUGGUGCAAAGGGCAGGUGUUGCAAAAAGACGAUCCAGUGAUGAAACGGGUUUCGGGUUCAGGACACCAGAUCACGAGUCAAUCGACAUGUCAUUUUAAAGUCCGAUAAACUGAAAUUAAUCGGCUACCAAAUUUUGUUUUGAGGUCCGGUCCUAACCGAGAUGGGCAUACUGGUUCUGCCUGUGCCGGUUGAGGGAAGACACGAAGCGUGUGAGAGUUUUUAUCAUUUAAUCAGAGUCUAUAAAAAUCUGUAAUUAGUCUCUAAGAAUGUAACAGAACUUGUCUUGGGUAAAUAUAUUUAUUUAUUUCAAUGGCAAUGUAAUUAAUUUUUUUUCCA
Molecule: messenger RNA, 2710 nt
Organism: Spinacia oleracea (spinach)
Lineage: Eukaryota; Viridiplantae; Streptophyta; Magnoliopsida; Caryophyllales; Amaranthaceae
Product: protein STRUBBELIG-RECEPTOR FAMILY 8
Exons: 16
Coding region: 349-2472 (707 amino acids)
Biological process (GO): protein phosphorylation
Molecular function (GO): protein kinase activity; ATP binding; protein binding
Source: RefSeq, a predicted model, not a curated record